Molecule: messenger RNA, 3895 nt
Organism: Leptinotarsa decemlineata (Colorado potato beetle)
Lineage: Eukaryota; Metazoa; Arthropoda; Insecta; Coleoptera; Chrysomelidae
Biological process (GO): embryo development; embryonic hindgut morphogenesis; embryonic pattern specification
Cellular component (GO): nucleus
Molecular function (GO): DNA-binding transcription factor activity, RNA polymerase II-specific; RNA polymerase II transcription regulatory region sequence-specific DNA binding
Source: RefSeq, a predicted model, not a curated record
GUUGAAUACGCCACCGCUGCUGUAGUAGACCCACUACUACUGUGUAUGUGCCCCCUUCCAUCUCUUGAAUAGUCUCAGGUGUCUAACCUGACCGACCGUCAACUUGAUUCUUGGUCUCUCCUUCCUUGUAACUGUUAGUCGGCUCGAAUCGUGUGACGAGGGGCUCAAGCGUCUACCUACCUGUGCUUCUGUUUUGGGAUUAUCUAUUUAUUUCGCCCUUUGUUACCUAUUAUGCGUGGCUUUUGUCAACCCCCAUAGGUAUUAUACACCUGUUCCCAAUAAUAGUCUUGUGGUGCAAUGUGUUUUGUGAACAGUAAACUUAUUGUUAUGUUUAGUGUCUUCGUAAUGGCAUUGGAUUCUUAUUCUUCAGAUUCAUCUUGAGCAAACUGAAAAGAUGCCGGAAACAGCAACAAACCUAUCUGCAGAAGAUCGCCCAAUCUCACGUCGUGAAUUUUCUCUACCGUCUGGUGUUAAUAGUAGGUCUUCUUCUGCUACUCGCUAUGAGGGGCAGUUGUCCUACCACCAUCAAGUACCUCUCCAAUCAACUAUGAGCCACCACAGGGAAAGUUCAGCGUUUGUACCGGUUGUUCCUUCUCGGAGUAUGCAUCCUAUAUUAUAUCCUGGUGAGAUGCAUCCUUUACUGGGAUCUGAUCUGAUCCAGGAAAACAGAGAAAGGAACGAGGGAGCACCCAGUUCGGAGAAAAAUGUUUCCAGCAGUUUUUCGACGGUAAGGAAGUCUACCUCGACUUUUGAUCUAAUGGCCAUGAUGCAGGAUAAACGGAAGGAACUCCAUUUUCGCGAAGAAGCAGCCUGCGUGGCAGCGGCACAUGCUGCGGCUUUAAUGCUUCCUCAUCGUCCAGGACUACUGGAAGCGUCGGGAAGUUCGCAAAAUCAUUCUUUCUCCGGAUUUUUGCCUACUUCACCAGCCAACCCGUCCACAUUUACGUUUCCGGGGAGUGGGACUCUUUUUCCGCCUGGCCCUCCUCAGAUGCACGCCCAUUUAGACCGAAGGCUACUCAGAGCACCAGGACGGGCGUCAAGACCUAAGAAGCAGUUUAUUUGCAAAUACUGUAACAGACAGUUCACGAAAAGUUACAAUUUGUUGAUACAUGAACGAACCCAUACCGAUGAAAGGCCUUACUCAUGUGAUAUUUGUGGAAAAGCUUUCAGGAGACAAGACCAUUUGAGAGAUCACAGGUACAUCCACAGCAAAGAAAAACCAUUCAAAUGCGGGGAAUGCGGAAAAGGAUUUUGUCAGUCAAGGACCUUGGCAGUUCACAAAAUACUACACAUGGAGGAGUCGCCUCAUAAAUGUCCAGUGUGUAGCAGAUCUUUCAACCAGAGAUCUAACUUGAAAACCCACCUUCUUACUCAUACCGAUCACAAACCAUAUGAGUGUAACUCAUGCGGUAAAGUUUUCAGAAGAAAUUGUGAUUUACGCAGACAUGCAUUAACACAUGCUGUUGGCGACGUUCCUGCAGAUGGUUUAGGAGAGGAAUUUAUGGCUGGAGAUGAUGUAGAAAGGGAAAGGCUGUCUCCAAGACCAAGAAGUCCGUCAGUAGAUUCGAGAGACGACAGAGAUAUCAGAGUAUGCUCUCCCACACCAGAAAUAACACGAUGUCAUGAACCCUGUUCAUCCUCCAGUCCUUAUUCAAUGAGACCAUCUAUGGAUCGACACCUCGAUAUAGAUGAUGACGAUGAUUUGGAAGAAGAUCCGGAAAUUGAUCCAGGACAGGAAGAUUGUGCUGAUAUUAUAAACGAAAAUCCUGAAGCUGCUCCAGCACAACACAUUCAUGUCCCACAACUACAAAUAAGGCGAGAUCUACAUUCAACUUUGCAGCAGAAACCAAGUACAAUAACUGGAGAAACAAUGCAGUCAAGCUUUUUUGGUUCCUUCAGAAAACGUUCCUUUGAUCAAGAUCGACCCUCUUCGAUAUAUAGUUCUAUCAGGGCACAGACUCCUCCCAUGAAUUUGAGGAUGUACCAUUCAAGUUCACUUACUUCCCAAAAUCUUCGAAUGAAUCGAGAAAUGCAUCCUUCACCCGUUCUUAAACCACCUGAUUGUGAAUCGUCUAUGAUUUUCGGGUCAGUUAUGCAAAAUUCACCAAAAGUUAUUCAAGAACAAAAUAUUGCUAGUUGUAGCAACAUGGCAAGUGAUCUGAGCAUAAAGAAGAAUGAGGAUCCUUUGAUAAGGCCUCCGUCCCGACCACCGAAACCUCCAAAAAAGACUGGAUUCACUAUAGCAGAUAUAAUGGGGAGAUAAUACAUAUUUGGUCGUUUCUACAGUGGUUCUUUUCCCAGUGAUGAUAAAGUUUAUUUUUAUCAAAUGAAAGUAUUGUUGUUAUUGACAUUUUGGAGAAAUAGACUCUGAAAAACGUGUCAGAAGUAAUCCAUGAAAUGGCUUUCAGUACAAGUCCAAUUGAAUAUAGAAUUGAGAAUAUAUCAUAGGUAAUAACAUGACUCGAUAUAACAUUGUUUAAAACCAAUUUUAUGAAACUAAUUGAUGUAAAAUGUAUAAUUCUCUGAAAUAUUUAUAAGUAUGUAUGAUGUACUUUUAUGAAUGUUUCUGAAUUGAUUGCUAAAUGUAUUCCUCAGCUUCUGUCUACAGAAAAUUAUGAACGUGAUAUUUCACCAAUUGGUAAAAUGACUUUCAAAUUUGGUCAAAAACCUGUAAUAAUAAACUUUUACAAUAAACAACUAACUGAUUAUCGAACUUUCUUGGUAUUAGAAUAGUUUUUUUCUACAUUUUUUGUUCUCCUAUAAAAAAACAUUUUUACUUCCUCCAGCUUUUUGUUAUAGAAUUUCAACAUGGCCUGAAUCAAAAGUUUCGUAUAUAUUAUACCGAUAGUGAAUCUUUAAUAUCGAAGUUUCAAUGAGUGUCAGCAGAUUUUAUAUCUUUAGUUGGUAAAAAAAUGGAGUGAUUUAUUGCAUUUCAUGAAUUUAUAAGGGUGAGACUUCUGUACAUAAUUUAGUAUAUUAGUUGGAUAGUACACAUUACUACUUAUACCGUUCAUAUAUAUAUUUAUAAGAAUCUAUGUUUCCUAUCAGUACCUAGUGUAAAUAUUAGAAAAUUUUGUUUUGUGCAUUGUAUUGAAUAAAACAUAUCAUUUAUCUUUUUUGGUAUACGUGUGUCCAGUUUUAGUUUUUAUCAGUAGAUGAUGGUACAAAACUUGAAGUAUUUUUAUGUUUUUCGUAAUUUAUUCUUAGUAUUAAUUAAUGUAAGCAGAUUCAAUCAAAUUAAUGUUAUAGUGUUCCACUGUGCCGUACUAUAUUUAAAUUUUCUGAAGACUCAAAAUAAAUCAAACACUGUUCAGUUUUCAUUUGAUUUAUCUACAAAUUCAAUUUAAAGAAGAAUGGUUAAUUGCAAAUUGAAUCAUCAAUAAUUAACUGACAACUGUUGAGCAAUUGUUAUAUAAAAUAGGUAGUAUAUUAAUGUUGAGAAUUGGAUUUUAUUUGGUUGGUGAUUUUGAGGUCAUUAAAUCAUUCAAAAGUUUGGUACAGACUUUAAUGAGCUAGUCUCUUGAAAUACAAACUUUUUUAUCACCUUUAAUGGUUUUUAUAGAUUGUGUUAUACCAAGAAUGAUUCCGGAUGUCAAAAUCAUUUGAAAUACAUUUUUACGUGUUUUUGAGAACUGGACAGCUCAAAAUUAUUUCGUCUUCAGAAUAUUGCAUGACAAUUUCCGUCCAUUAUAAUUUUAGUGCUCAUUGACUUUUCAUGUUCUCAAAGUUUCAUUAUUUGAAGUACAUAAUGAAUUUUAUUGUUUUUUUGUAGUUUUUUAUUUGUUGUUUGAUCUCCUACUGAGAGUGAAAACCUUAUUUCACUGUGUAAUGUUGAUUUUGAUAUAGUUUGUUCUUGUGAUUUCAAAAUUGUAAUUAAUAAAUUUAUUGUAAUUGA